UGACGGCGUGUUAUCCAAAUAACGGGGAGAAGAACAAACUGCACCGCAGUGACACGGGCUGGAGAAAUUGGGGAGAGGUGGCAGAGCGAAGACUGAGAAAUCGGCCGGCCCAGUAAAGGAGCUAACGCGUUGCCGUUCACAAUGGACGGUCAGGUUUCAAGGAAAAGUUAGCUAAAGUUAGCUAGCUGGCUAAUUAGUGAUUAGGCUGUGAUCCGCUGUGUGUGAUAGUAAGCUUACCUGUCUAACUUAAAAGUCAGUAGUCUAAUUCGCAUAGCUAAUAUCUUAACCCUGGGGUGCUGAAUAUUAGUUUGCGUAUAUAUAGACAGAACGCUAAUGCUAGCGACUUGCUCCCUGCCGUAGCGUCGCCGUUUUAACUUGCAGCACUGCAUCAGUCCCUUAGGAAGGAACUGGGAAAUACAAACAGUCGGUGCUGCUGGGCCACACAGAAAAACGUAUAGCUCAGCUACCUAUCUAGCUGGCUAGUUAGUUGGCUAAAUUAGUUUGGUUAAAAGCUUCUGAAAUCGCUUGUCAAGCGGAACAUUAAAAGGAUUAGGUAGCUACCAUGGUGGUACAUUGCGGAAGUUAUCAAACAAUAACGAAUUUGUAGCUAUAUAGUCUAAACUAGCUAAAAAUUAUUAUUCUGGAUUACACGAAUCUGUUGUUGUGUAAUAGUGUUACGUUAGUCUACUGAUAUUUAACGUUAGCUAGCUAGCUGACGCUAGAAAGUUUACAAUACAUGGUGUAACAGAUGCUAACAUUUCGUUACACUAGCGAGAUUGUCUCCACUGUUGAAGCCACAUUUUGCACCUAAUGUGGUUCAUUGGCUAGCUAGUUACAUCAAAUUUAAAAUACUGAAGUUUAUUAACCGUUAUCUGCUCUGAUGGCUACUGAAUGUACGGAAAGUGACGCGGGGCUUAUAGAGACAAGUAACGUUAUUGAUAUGAACUCAAACAAUAGCAGCUCCGAACCAGACACACCCAGCAUAUCUGAGGAUCUGGAAAACAGGCCGGCGACACCGGCGACUUUGACGUCGGGUGAAGAUGAAGCAGACUUCGUGGACAAAACGUCCCCUUCGUCGGAGAAAUGUGAUGUUGGGGAACCUCAGUGUGCAUCUGACGCAGAAGCAUCAGGUCCGCCGCAGCAAACAACUCCAGACAAUGAACAUGUUUUUGUUCAUUGUCUGGAGACGCAGCCUAUUGUCGAUGUUCAAGUUUCCUCUCCAGUGGAACUUCCCCGGCCAAACCCCUCCUCUAUACACAAUGGAAGUCUGGAGCGUCAGGAGUCCGUGGCCACCACAGAGGCGCGGCUAAGAAUGGAGGGGGUGGAGCUAAAGGAGGAGUGGCAGGAUGAGGAUUUCCCCAGGCCACUGCCUGAGGAAGAGGAGGACAUACAGAUGGAUGAGGAGCUCUUCACCGGUGCCCCAGAGGACGGAGAAGCCGCCACGCAGCCCUGCGGGUCGAACAGGGAUAAGAAAGUGAAGAAGAAGCUGGUGGCGCCCGACAUCAGCCUGACCCUGGACCGCAGCGAUGGCUCGGUUCUGUCCGACGAGCUGGAGGAGAGCGGCGACCUGGACCUGGACGAGAUCGACACGCCCUCCGACAACAGCAACGAGUUUGAGUGGGAAGACGACCUCCCCAAGCCCAAAGCCACGGAGCUGCUGCACAAGGGGGUGGAGUCAGUGCCGGAGUACUCCGCCGCCGAGGAGCGCGAGGAGGGCCGGCGCUGGAGAGUGUUCCGGAUCGGCGAGCAGGAGCACCGCGUGGACAUGAAGGCCAUCGAGCCCUACAAGAGGGUCAUCAGCCACGGAGGUUACUAUGGAGACGGCUUGAAUGCUGUCAUUGUGUUUGCUGUAUGCUUUAUGCCUGAAAGCAGUCAACCAAACUACAGAUACAUCAUGGACAAUCUUUUCAAGUAUGUGAUUGGGACUCUGGAGCUGCUGGUAGCAGAGAACUACAUGAUCGUGUAUCUCAACGGAGCGACGUCCCGCAGGAAGAUGCCCAGCGUUGGCUGGCUAAGGAAGUGUUACCAGCAGAUUGACCGAAGGUUACGCAAGAAUUUGAAGUCUUUGAUCAUCGUCCACCCCUCUUGGUUCAUCCGCACACUCCUUGCCAUCACAAAACCCUUCAUAAGCUCAAAGUUUAGCCAAAAAAUCAAGUAUGUAUUCAGCCUGAUGGACCUGGCUGAAUUAGUUCCCAUGGAAUACGUGUCGAUACCGGAGUGCAUCAAAGAGUAUGAUGAAGAAAAAAAUAGGAAAAGGCGUAAAAGGAUCGACCGGGACAUGCACGGGAAGGCGGAGACCGCCAGCGCGGCCGCUCCGCAGUGAGGCGCGGGCGCCAGCAGGGGGCGCCGUUCGGGAGAAGGACGAGAUGGAAGGACGCCGAUCUACAGCGGGCCGUAGUUUUACGGUCUUCGUGUCCUCAGCCUGCCGGUCUUUGUAACUGUUUCAGCACUGGAACAAUCAAGUGCCUUUCACGUCCGAGUCAUGGGCAUCUGUUACGUCGGAAAUCCUAUCACUGCUGUGUUAGUCUGCAAAACACUUGAUCUGUGGUCUAUAUCACAACACGCCGUUACAUUUUUAUAACCUUUUUAUGUAUCAAGCCAAACUUAGGUUUCGUCAUAGUUAACAUUGUAUCUUGCGGAUAUUUAAGGCACUCUGUUACGAAUGGUUGAUGCAUGUUCCUCUUUACAUUUAAAUGUGUACAUAUAUUCAAAUAAGCGAUAAAAGGUCAGAGUAAUAUAUUUUUAUGGUUGUGAUUUGAAUUUAUUUUGUAGGUCAGCAGACCCACAGAUCGUGUUGCAUUUGUGUAGAGCUGGUGUAAAGUCACACCUGUCCCUUUGCGGAUGUCUGUUGGGACUCACACCUGAAUGUCUGCACGGUGUAUUUCCUCUACCUGCUUAUCUGCAGAAAAUGGAGACAAAAACAGAAGAGAAACAAAGGGAAAGUUCUGGAAAACAAAGUUCUAGAAUAAAGGUUUCAAAGUUUCUAAGGCCA
Messenger RNA from Anguilla rostrata (American eel), 2992 nucleotides. RefSeq names its product BCL2 interacting protein 2 (gene bnip2). Lineage: Eukaryota; Metazoa; Chordata; Actinopteri; Anguilliformes; Anguillidae. The coding region runs from base 881 to 2323 and encodes 480 amino acids. Gene Ontology annotation, biological process: apoptotic process. The record is from RefSeq and is a predicted model, not a curated record. The transcript has 11 exons. Gene Ontology annotation, cellular component: cytoplasm.